AUGAUCACCACCUUAUCUUCCCAUGCGGCCUCGUAUGACGAGGAGGUGCAGGGCGACUCGUCCAAGGCGCUGGCAGAAAAGCCGUUCGUGGAUUGCGUUCUCAUCGACAUCCCUAUCAAGUACAGUCGCGCCUUUUCAUACCUGAGAGGUAUUCAGCUUUUUUUCUUGGAUGUGGUGCGCAAGCUCAACCGCGUCGGUAUGCGUGACAAGCGUAUUCUCUUUGUCACAGACUGCACGAUCAACGUAGCCUCGUCACAGGGGCAGGUCUCGCGGGGCGCCAAAGUCGAAGACAUCGCUGAGCUUAUCUGCAAUGCCGAGACACACGCCAUUGGCGUCCGCAUGCGGACUCGACCUUUCGCCAUUACACCCCAGGACUUCGUCCGUUGGAACUGCUUUCACGAGAUGUCGGUGGACUUCUUACUGCUUGCAACCUCUGCGGCGCAGUAUGCAUCACUCCUGCAGGUGAUGCGCUUUGUGUACCACACACGCACCCACGAGGUGCUGCAGUGCCGCCCACUCAGGAAGCGUGAGGUGUGGAGUGCGUCAUUGGUCUUGGCGCCUGACGGGUCGCGUGUGAAGAAGGCACUGCAGUGCCACGCCAUCACUCCAAUCCCGUUGGGGGGGAGCACUAGCACUGCCACGUCGUGCGCUACUCGAUCGCAGGAGACAAGUGAACAUCCGGGGGUUGCUCAUGUACCAAGCCAAAGCGUUGCCCUUUCCGCAGCCAUCCCAGCAUCGACCUCAUCGAGUAGACAGGACGUGUCUGCCACUGCGUCGACACCGCGAAGCCCACACUCGUGCGGUAUCCGCUCUUUUCCCCCCACCUCUGGUGCAGGUGGUCAUCGGACGGCGCUGGAGUCGCUGUUGCUCAGGCUCGGCUCAUCUGUGCCGCUGCCACUAGCGAGGUUCUUCGGGGGUACGGUGGUUGUGCCAACCGCUGCAACGCUUUAUUGUAGCAACUUACUGAAGUCUGAGAAUGUCCCCAAUACAUCGUCCGAAAAAGACAGAAGCACAACGAGGGUGCAACCACGAUUAAACCUUGACAAGACUGCCGCGACGGGUCAGCCGAGCGACGCGUCCGGGGUUUUCACCUCUUGCAACCGCGAGCGGCUAACUGCCGUGGUGGCGAGGAGCAGAACAACAAGGGAGGACUUCGAGACGAAGGCUACGGAGCCACAGCUCCGUGACGCAGAGCUGUGUCACUUCAGGUACUCGAAGGAGUGCCAACUGGACGAAUGGAUGCUUCGCCCCAACUCCUUUGCCCUCAACCCAUACACUAGCCGCUACGCGUCCUCGUUGUGGAGCCCCUGUUCCGUUGCAUCAGGCAGCGACAUCUUCUACCCGAUGGAUGAUGUAAAGAAGACACGGCCUGCUCUUUCUUUCCCAGCGGUGGCUCAUCAGUAG
Leishmania braziliensis MHOM/BR/75/M2904 is the source of this 1404-nucleotide messenger RNA. RefSeq lists its product as hypothetical. The record is from RefSeq and is a predicted model, not a curated record. The transcript has a single exon. Lineage: Eukaryota; Euglenozoa; Kinetoplastea; Trypanosomatida; Trypanosomatidae. Bases 1 to 1404 code for a protein of 467 amino acids.